Messenger RNA from Seriola dumerili (greater amberjack), 4142 nucleotides. Its product is annotated as huntingtin-interacting protein 1-related protein-like. Bases 1 to 3852 code for a protein of 1283 amino acids. Gene Ontology annotation, biological process: actin filament organization; endocytosis; clathrin coat assembly. Gene Ontology annotation, molecular function: clathrin-cargo adaptor activity; actin filament binding; phosphatidylinositol-3,4-bisphosphate binding. The transcript has 33 exons. Lineage: Eukaryota; Metazoa; Chordata; Actinopteri; Carangiformes; Carangidae. Gene Ontology annotation, cellular component: clathrin-coated vesicle; actin cortical patch. The record is from RefSeq and is a predicted model, not a curated record.
AUGAGCAAAACGAAGAACAAGAGUGACAAUAAGACGGAAAAAGCUUUGGCUGCGGAGAAGGAGCAGUUUGCUAAACAACAGCUCCACAGCAUCAGCAAAACUCUCACCUCGGCUGAAACACCGCCCAAAGAGAAAUAUGUGCGCAACAUCAUCAUGGGGAGUCAUAAGGAGGGCGGAGCCUCCACCUUCUGGUCCUACAUCCUGAACCUGCCUCUGUCCAGCAACUCCAUGAUCAGCUGGAAGUUCUGCUACCUGCUGCACAAGCUGCUCAGGGACGGACACAGAAAUGCUGUGGCAGAUUCUCACAGACGCUGUCGCAACGUGAAAGACAUGGGCGUCCUCUGGGGAAACUUGCAUGAUCGAUACGGCCACAUUGUCGCCUUGUCGGCCAAAUUCCUCUGCCUCAAAAUGGAGUUUCACGCAAAGCACAAGGUGAUCCCAGGAAACCUGGAGGCCAGUGAUGAGACUUUGGACAGGGAAGCAGGAAGCGACAUGACCAGAGUGUUGGAUAUGACGCAGGAGCUGUUGGAAUACAUGGACGCCGGGCUGAAGAUGGCAGAGACAGUUCUGCGUCAGCUCGACGCCAACGGGGCAAAAUCUACGACCCCGGCGGGACAGUGCAGACUGACCCCUCUGAUCCCCCUCAUACUGGACUGCAGCUUUCUCUACCACUUCUCCGUCCUGUUGAUGUUCAAGCUGCACAGCCGCAUCGCUCCAGAUGUUCUCCUUGGACACCGAGAGCGGUUCCGUGAUCUGUUUACGAGCCUCACUCACUUCUUCGACAGAGCCAGAGAGAUGGAGUUCUUUAAAAGCAUCAUCCAGAUCCCAGAUCUCCCAGAUGCUCCUCCGAACUUCCUCCGAGCCGCCGCCUUGGCGGAGUAUAAGAAGCCGGUGGUGGUGAUGCCGAACGAGGAGCGUCACGAGGAGGAGGAGGCGGAGCCACAGCCGGAGUUCAGGGAAGCAGCGCAGAUGCCACAGUACUAUCUGCUCAGCCAGAUGGGAGCUCCUGACGCUCCGCUGGAGCACAGAGAGACGGAGAGCGAGAGCAUGAGGAGGGAGCUGGAGGUGCUGAAACCAGAGCUGCAGCUCAUCAAGACCGAGGCUCAGAGGUGUGUGACGGAGUUAAAGGCUCAGGUGAACCGCCUGGAGUCCGAGGUCGAGGAGCAGCGCACCCACAAACAGAUGGCGAUGGUGGAGAACGAGCACCUGCGGAUGGAGGUGGACGCUUUACGGAGCGCUAACGUCGCCAACGUCGGGGCCCAGAUCGGGUUCAAGGAGGCAGAUGGUCGAGCUCAGGCUGCAGAGCUUCGUUUCAGUCAGCUCAAGGAGAGACACGCGGAGCUGGUGACCAGUCACGCUGACCUAAUGAAGAAGAACGCAGACACGGUGAGGCUGCUGUCCUCUUCCAAACAAGACCAAGACGAUUUGCUGAGAGCCAGGAGACAGCUGGAGAGUGAGCUGGAACAUCUACGACAGGAGAGAAGAAACGCGGUGAGUCAGCAGCAGCAGGAGGUCGACCGCCUCAGCAAAGAGCUGCUGGAGCAGAGAGCGGAGCUGGCUCUCCUCCGCGGCGCGCUGGAAAACAAGGAGAUGGAGGGAUCUCAGGCGAGCAGCAGCCUGGCAGCUCUGCAGGCGGAGCGGGACGUGCUGCUGCGUUCGGCCAGGGACAGAGACGCAGAGCUGUCCUCGCUGAGACAACAGGCGCAGCAGCAGCACAGCUCCCUGGACCUGGAGAGAGACAGGUACAACAGGGAGCUGGAGGCGCUGAGGGCUCAGCUGCAGCAACAGCUUGCCAUCAACGCAGAGCAGAAGUUAGAGAUUGACAGACUGAGACGAGAGCUGGACUCAACACGAGCAGAGCUGGCUCGUGCAAACAGCGCCCUGCAGAGCAAAGAAAUGAGUGGUACCCAGCUGAGCAGCACGCUCUCGGGGCUGCAGGCGGAGAGGGAGGUGCUGCUCCGCUCGAUGAGGGACCAGGAGGCGGAGCUGAACUCCCUCAGACAACAAGCUCAGCUCCAGCAGAGCUCCCUGGAGCAGGAGAGGCAGCGGAGCAGCAUGGAGCUGGGAAGCUUGCACGCCCAGUUACAGCAGCAGGCCUGUCGUGAAGGAGAGCUGUCCCAGAAGCUGCAGGAGGAGCAGUUCUGUCUGCUGCAGUGCGCUGUGGUGGAGGCCGAGGGCAUCAUACUGGACGCUGUGGCCAAACUGGACGACCCCAUACACGUCCGCUGCAUCAGCUCACCUGAUUAUCUGGUGAACCGAGCUGAAAUCACUCUGGCCUCCAUCGACAAAAUGCAGCAGAGUCACGUGGUCUACCUGGGAAACAGGACCGACGCCAGCGGUCUGUUGAGAUCCGUCACUCAGUUUUCCCACCUCGCUGCCGACACUAUCGUCAACGGAGCAGCGACGUCACACUCUGCUCCCACAGACCAGGCCGACCGUUUAACUGACAGCUGCCGGGACUGUGCGAACAACUGCCUCCAGUUCCUGAAGGAUCUGAAGCUUCAGGCCACUUUACAGAGAGCCGACCCCUCCGCCAUACGCUACACUGUUCAACGCAUCCUCGCUUUGGGACAGGAUUUGCGUCCAAAAGGUCAGGAUGUGCUGAAAGAGGAGCUGGGCAGCAUGGUGGAUAAAGAGAUGAUCGCCACAUCCACCGCCAUCGAGGAGGCUGUGCUGCGAAUGGACGAGAUCAUGAAUCAGGCAAAGAGAGACGGGAGCGGCGUGAAGCUGGAGGUCAACCAGAGCAUCCUGGGAUCAUGUUCAGACCUGAUGAAGGCUGUCCACAUGCUGGUGACGGCUGCCACGGACUUACAGAAAGACAUCGUGGAAGGAGGCAGGGGAGCCGCGUCUGUCACAGAAUUUUAUGCCAAAAACUCCCGCUGGACUGAAGGACUCAUCUCUGCCUCGAAGGCCGUGGGCUGGGGCGCCACACAGCUGCUAGACUCAGCUGACCGGGUCGUGGGUGACAACGGUACGUACGAGGAGCUCAUCGCCUGCUCACACGAGAUCGCCGCGAGCACCGCCCAGCUGGUCGCUGCCUCAAAGGUGAAGGCCGACCGCAACAACAGGAAGCUGAACACGCUGCAGCACGCAUCGCGACAUGUAAACGACAUGGCUGCCGUGGUCGUCACCUCCACCAAACACGGGCAGAAGCAGAUCUCUGACCACGGUGUGAUGGACUUCUCAGGCAUGUCUCUGAUCAAGCUGAAAAAAGAGGAAAUGGAAGCUCAGGUGAAGGUGCUGCAGCUGGAGAGUGAGCUGGAGCAGGAGCGCGUCCGUCUGGGGGAGCUGAGGAAGAGGCACUACGAGAUCGGCAUCUCUGAGAGCGACGACGCAGAGGAGGCGUCUGACAGCUUCCCUCCGCCGCCGCCGCCCACCCUGCUCGACUCCUCCGAGCCGCUGCCUCAGCCUUACCUGAACACUCAGAGCUUUGCGUCGACCAAUCCGUUCGCUCCGGCUCAAACACAACCCGUCUCGCUGCCUCAGUCCUACACAUCAACUAAUACCUACACCCCCUCUCAAACCUACACCCCCUCUCAAACAUACACCCCCUCUCAAACCUACACCCCCUCUCAAACCUACACCCCCUCUCAAACCUACACCCCCUCCCAGCCCUACAUCCCAUCUCAGCCCUACACACCAAACCCAACACAAAGCUACGUAAAACCUCAGACUUAUUCGGCGCCUCAGCCGUCGUCACACACGCCCUCCGGCCCCUCCCAGCCCCGGACGACCCCUCAGAACACCGAGGCCACCAAGCCGGCCUCCAGGAAAUCAAACAUCUUUACCAAAUCCGGAAACCUGCUGAAGAACGCGUUCAAACGAGGUGAGGCUGGAACAGGGGAGUCCUGAAGUGUGACUGAAAAAGAAAACGUGAAGAUUCAAGAGUAAAUGUCCUUUUUAAUAUAUUGAUUUUAACCAUUUUAUCUCUGUGUAAAACGUUACAGCAGUUUAAAGGCCGUAUGACAUAUACUGAAAAUGUGCAAUUUAUACCACAAUAUUUUAUUUUAUUUUCUAACUGACCUUCUACUUCUUCAUGACUCUAUAGAUGUGUGUUUGGACCAAUCAGACGCCUCCUUGAUAAAAUCUCAAAAUCUCAAAUGGCUAAACCUUUUUGUCGUUUUUCAACUUCCUCUCUUUUU